Cryphonectria parasitica EP155 is the source of this 1269-nucleotide messenger RNA. RefSeq lists its product as uncharacterized. The record is from RefSeq and is a predicted model, not a curated record. The transcript has a single exon. Bases 1 to 1269 code for a protein of 422 amino acids. NCBI's taxonomy places the organism in Eukaryota, Fungi, Ascomycota, Sordariomycetes, Diaporthales, Cryphonectriaceae.
AUGGGUAACUCGGCAUCUAUUGAGAAGACCCGCCGUAACUCGGCCUUGCAUCGCGGGUCCUUGAAGGCGAGACAAGGCAGUUGCACCAAUGAUGAACACCAAAACCUAAAUACCAACUGUGCACAAAGCACUGAGCCCUGGGCCCAGACCCAGACCCAGCGCAAAGGCAGCGUCACUACAACGCCAUUGUCUCUUGAGGCACAGCUCCGCCGCCUGAGAGCAAAGCUCGAGACUGCCAAGGGCGCCCUAGAUGAUCUGGACACCCUGGCAGUACAGUAUAGCCGACCCGGGGGAAUCACAACAAGCGUUAAUGACGCCUAUCUUUCUGAUCCCUCCAUCUCCCUAGCUGUCGACCGCCAUCUAACCGACCUCGACCACACCGCCUCGGCACUUUGCAAGAUUGUAACCACAAUUCCUGCUCCUGUUCCGAGCGAUGAACACAGCUGCAGCUCAUUCUCAUGGUCCUUGGACUCUGGGUUCGACAGUGUUGCAGAUGCUUCUCGCCACUGUGAUCAGUCACCCAUUGUCUCAGCCUUUGAACGUGCAACUCCUGUAGACUAUCAAGGCUAUGAUGACUUUGACUUGCCCCCGGCAGCACUGUGCGCCCGGCAGUGCGAGACUACCCACUCAUACGGGCCUAGCAUCGAGUGGCCAGCCAGGCGUCCGAUCUGUGAGAAGACUUCUUCGACUUUCCCCCCGGCCGCUUACCAUAACAGACCUACACGCAAGGCAUAUACUCGUCGAGACUCCCCAAUAAUCAAGCCCUUCUACGUGGCACCGCUGAGACUGCCCUCAAGUAGCCCGCCAUCCGUGGAAAUCCCAAGAAGGCGGGCCUUGAGCGGCGACUGUGGUAUACCAGCAGCACCCUUUGAGAGAGAGAUUCGUGCCUUGACUACUCAAAUUAAUGAAUCCCCCCUGGGAAGAAUGGGUCGAGCAGAGAUGACAGCUCGUCAUAUUCCACAGUCUCAAAUGAGUGCCGAUUCCCACGCAGAUGAACUUCCAAGCACGCCUUGCCAGGAGGAGCGACUACGGCGGCGACCCGUCUCGCUCCCCGACUCCAACUACGCAAGCAUUCCCACGCGGCAGUUCAGCACGGAACAGAAGACCCGACGUCUUCGGAGCAUGAGAGCGACAUCCUCGGAUGAUGGCUACUACUGCGGCAAUGCUUCUGAUAUGGAUGUGAGGAGAGGCCAGGAUGGUUCCGAAACACUCAAUAUGGACGAGCUUCUGACGUUCUUGAGGGACGGAAACAGCAUGCGUGAUCUAUGA